Molecule: messenger RNA, 4824 nt
Organism: Pteronotus mesoamericanus
Lineage: Eukaryota; Metazoa; Chordata; Mammalia; Chiroptera; Mormoopidae
Gene: THSD7B
Product: thrombospondin type 1 domain containing 7B
Exons: 27
Coding region: 1-4824 (1607 amino acids)
Biological process (GO): actin cytoskeleton organization
Cellular component (GO): plasma membrane
Source: RefSeq, a predicted model, not a curated record
AUGUUUCCAAAGGACAAUUUGGCUGUCACUUGCUGGGUAUGGAGGAGGAUGAGGAAGCUUUUUGUAUUCCUUUGUCUCCUGCUGUCCCAUGCAGCUCAUUUGGAAGGCAAAAAGGAUAAUCGGUUCAUCUGGAAACCAGGUCCCUGGGGAAGAUGUACAGGAGACUGUGGCCCUGGAGGACUCCAGACUCGUGCACUGUGGUGCUUUCACUUUGAAGGUUGGACAAGUCACCUCUCUAACUGUGAUGAGAACAAUAGGCCUCCAAAGGAAAGAAGCUGCUUCCGAGUCUGUGACUGGCACAGCGACCUAUUCCAGUGGGAGGUUUCUGACUGGCACCACUGUGUGCUUGUUCCUUCCACCCUAGGCCAAGCCAAGCCUCGCACUGCAGAGUGUGUGACGGCUCAGCAUGGACUGCAGCACCGGACUGUGCGCUGUGUUCAGAAGUUGAACAGAACCAUGGUUGUAAAUGAAAUAUGUGAACACUUUGCCCCGCAGCCCCCCACAGAACAAGCUUGCCUCAUUCCUUGUCCCCGGGAUUGUGUUGUAUCCGAGUUCUCACAAUGGUCCAAGUGUAGCAACGGAUGUGGGAAGCAACUGCAGCACAGAACUCGUGUGGCCAUUGCUCCUCCUCUCUAUGGAGGUUCUCGGUGUCCCAAUCUGACUGAAUCAAGAAUCUGUGAUGUUCCCAUUUCCUGUCCUCUCGGGGAAGAGGAAUAUACUUUUAGCCUUAAAGUUGGACCAUGGAGUAAAUGUAGACUGCCUCUUCUUAAGGAAAUUAACCUAAGUAGAAGAACUGUUGUGGAUUUUAGCUCUGAUUCAAAAGAACCAGUCACCUUUAGACAUCAAAGUUACAAGCCACAUCACCAUGCCAAACCCUGGGACAUAGAGAUAGGUUAUCAAACCCGGCAGGUUUGGUGUACAAGAAGUGAUGGAAAAAAUGCUAUGUUAAGCCUUUGCAUGAAAGACUCCUUCCCAUUGACUGUCCAGUCCUGCGUCAUGCCGAAAGACUGUGAGACCACCGAGUGGUCCUCCUGGAGUCCCUGCUCCAAGACGUGUCAUUCAGGAAGUCUCUCACCUGGAUUUAGGAGCAGGAGCCGGAGUGUGAAACACAUUGCUAUUGGAGGUGGAAAGGAGUGCCCUGAACUUCUCGAGAAACAGGCCUGCAUUGUCGAAGGAGGACUCUUGCAGCCAUGUCCCAGGUAUUCCUGGAGGACUUCUGAAUGGACAGAAUGCCAAGUCUCUCUCCUUCUCGAGCAGCAAGACCCCCACUGGCAUGUGACAGGACCGGUUUGUGGAGGUGGGAUCCAGACCCGGGAGGUGUACUGUGCCCAGAACACACCAGCGUCCACCACACAGAGGGCCAAGGAAGUCUUUAGACCUGUGGAAAAGACAUUAUGUUUGGAACCUGCCCCUGAAGCCUCUCAGCUCUGCAAUAUUCCCUGCUCUACAGACUGUAUAGUGUCUUCCUGGUCAGCCUGGGGUCCAUGCAUCCAUGAAAACUGCCGCGAUCCCCAGGGGAGAAAAGGAUUUAGAAUGAGACAGCGCCAUGUCCUCAUGGAAUCCACAGGGCCUGCAGGACAUUGCCCUCAUUUGGUUGAAUUUGUUCCCUGUGAGGAUCCAAUGUGUUACCAAUGGCUGACUUCUGAAGGGAUCUGUAUUCCUGAUCAUGGAAAGUGUGGGUUGGGACGUCGCAUCCUGAAGGCUGUCUGCCAGAAUGACAGAGGAGAAGAUGUAUCAGGGAAUCUCUGCCCAGCAUCUUUUCCUCCUGAAUGGAUAGCUUGUGAAAUUCCCUGCAGGAUGGAUUGUGUGGUGAGUGAGUGGACAGAGUGGUCAUCCUGCUCCCAGUCUUGUUCAAAUAAAAACUCAGAUGGGAAACAGACCAGGUCAAGGACGAUCCUGGCAUUGGCUGGAGAAGGUGGAAAACCAUGCCCCCCUAGUCAAGCUCUCCAAGAAUAUCGCUCAUGCAAUGAUCAUUCCUGUAUGCAACUCUACUGGGAGACAUCACCUUGGGGCCCCUGUUCAGAAGACACGUUGGUUAGUGCCCUCAAUGCGACAAAUGGAUGGAAUGGAGAAGGUACAUGUGGUGUAGGCAUUCAGACACGGAAAGUCAUUUGUGUGAAGAGUCACGUGGGACAAGUGAUGCCCAAAAGAUGUCCAGAUUCUACUCGGCCAGAAAUGGUGCGCCCUUGUCCCCUCCCAUGCAAAAAAGACUGUAUUGUGACUGCGUUCAGUGAGUGGACACCCUGCCCGAGGCUGUGCCAAUCAGGGAAUGCCACAAUAAAACAGUCUCGAUACAGGAUUAUCAAUCAAGAAGCAGCUAAUGGAGGUCAAGAAUGCCCAGAUACUUUAUUUGAAGAACGAGAGUGUGAAGAUGUCUCAUUAUGUCCUGUAUAUCGGUGGAAGCCACAGAAAUGGAGCCCCUGUGUCUUAGUGCCAGAGUCUGUCAGGCAGGGAAUCAUGAGCACCAGUGAAGCCUGUGGAAAGGGAGUGCAAACAAGAGUUGUCUCAUGCAUCUCUAAUGAUAACCAGUCAGAAGAAAUGACCAAAUGCCUCAAGCAGACAAGUAGCAUGCCUCCCCUGGUACAAGAAUGCACUGUCCCGUGUCGAGAUGACUGCACCUUCACUGCUUGGUCCAAGUUUACGCCCUGCUCCACAAAUUGUGAAACAACCCAGAGUAGACGGCGACAACUCACAGGAAAGAGCAGGAAGAAGGAGAAAUGCCAGGAACCUGACCUGUACCCUCUAAUGGAAACAGAGCUAUGUCCUUGUGAUAUAUUUAUAUCUCAACCUUAUGGAAACUGGUCAGAUUGCAUUCUUCCUGAAAGCAGAAGGGAGCCUCUGCGAGGAGUCCAGGUGCAAGGAGACAGCAAACAAUGUGGAAAGGGCAUACGCUUUAGAGCGAUAGCCUGCUCUGAUAAAAAUGGAAGACCCGUUGACCCCUCCCACUGCAGCAGCUCUGGUUAUAUUCAAGAAGAAUGUGUCAUCCCCUGCCCAUUUGACUGCAAGUUAAGUGAUUGGUCCAGCUGGGGGGCUUGCAGUUCAUCCUGUGGGAUUGGAGUGAGAAUUCGAUCCAAAUGGCUAAAAGAAAAACCUUACAACGGAGGUCGUCCAUGUCCCAAAUUGGAUCUCAAGAAUCAGGUACAUGAGGCAGUCCCAUGUUACAGCGAGUGUAAUCAGUAUUCCUGGGCUGUAGGACCCUGGUCUCCAUGCAAAAUCCACAAUGAGCUGAGGUCCCUGCGCUGCGGAGGAGGAACGCAAUCUAGGGAAAUCAGAUGUGUGAACACUGCUGGUAGUGAAGGUAGAGCAGUGGAUAACAGCCUCUGUCGCCAGGAUGAAAUGCCCCCAGAAACCCAGCCCUGCUCUCUUCUGUGUCCCAACGAAUGUGUCAUGUCUGAGUGGGGACCUUGGAGCAAAUGCCCACAGUCAUGUGAUCCCCACACAAUGCAGAGAAGAACCCGCCAUCUGCUGAGACCCUCGCUGAGCUCAAGGACAACGUGUGCUGAAGACUCCCAGGUGCGGCCUUGCCUCCUCAAUGAAAAUUGCUUCCAGUUCCAGUACAAUCUGACAGAGUGGAGCACAUGCCAGCUGAGUGAAAAUGCGACAUGUGGGCAAGGUGUCAGGACCCGUCUUCUGAGCUGUGUGCGCAGUGAUGGCAAGCCAGUCAGCAUGGACCAAUGUGAGCAGCAUAACUUGGAGAAGCCCCAGAGGAUGAGCUCUCACUGCCUAGUAGAGUGUGUUGUCAACUGUCAGCUCUCAGGGUGGACAGCUUGGACAGAAUGUUCACAGAGUUGUGGCCAUGGAGGUCGAAUGAGCCGGACUCGAUUUAUCAUGCUGCCAACCCAAGGGGAAGGACGGCCAUGCCCCACAGAGCUUUCUCAGCAGAAACCCUGCCCAGUGACCCCCUGCUACAGCUGGGUCCUCAGCAACUGGUCUGCAUGUAAAUUGGAGGGUGGAGACUGUGGGGAAGGAGUCCAGAUCCGCAGCCUUUCCUGUGUAGUCCACAAUGGUUCAAUCUCUACUUCUGCUGUUCGUGUAGAUGACGCACAGUGUAAAGAAAUGCCCUUUCAGGAUGCCCUCCUGAAGCAGCUGUGUUCUGUGCCCUGCCCUGGAGACUGCCAUUUAACGGAAUGGUCAGAGUGGAGCACAUGUGAAUUAACCUGCAUCGACGGAAGAAGCUUCGAGACAAUGGGCCGCCAAUCUCGGUCAAGGACAUUUAUAAUUCAGUCUUUUGAAAACCAAGACAGCUGUCCCCAGCAGGUUCUAGAAACACGUCCUUGUACAGGAGGCAAAUGUUAUCACUACACAUGGAAAGCAAGUCUUUGGAACAAUAAUGAACGGACUGUAUGGUGCCAACGUUCAGAUGGCAUUAACGUCACAGGAGGCUGCUCCCCUCAGGCACGUCCUGCUGCUAUUAGACAGUGUAAUCCAGCAUGCAGAAAACCUUUCUCCUACUGUACACAGGGUGGAGUCUGUGGUUGUGAGAAGGGCUAUACAGAGAUAAUGAGAUCAAAUGGUUUUCUGGAUUACUGCAUGAAAGUGCCAGGCUCAGAGGACAAAAAGGCUCAUGUGAAAAACCUUGCUGGGAAAAACAGACCUGUGAAUUCGAAAAUACAUGAUAUGUUUAAAGGAUGGUCUCUUCAACCCCUUGAUCCAGAUGGCCGAGUAAAAAUUUGGGUUUAUGGUGUUUCAGGUGGUGGUUUUCUUAUCAUGAUUUUCCUAGUAUUUACUUCCUACUUUGUUUGCAAGAAGCCAAAACAACAUCAAAGCACACCUCCCCAACAGAAGCCUCUGACCUUAGCCUACGAUGGAGACUUAGAUAUGUAA